UAUCUGUCUACCUACCUCUCAUAUUCUUUUCCCUGUAUUUUCAUUUUUUUGUUUGUUUGUUCUGUCUGCACAAGUCAAAAUGGAUAUGCUAUUCUACCUGUGCUAGAGGUUUCCCUCUCAUCCACACAUUUUAACGGGCCAAGCCUGAAUUUGUCAGUGUUCAGUUCUCCUUCCUCCCCUGUCAAUUUCAUGCUUCAAUGAAUCCUUCAAAUGCUCCUCCUCCCUGAUUUGUGAUUCUUAUUUGAGAAAAAAAGGUAAUAUUUUUCCUGUCCUUUCCUGUUGAUUUUAUCGCUGCUCAGCUCCAGGAGUCCAGGUGCCUCGCUAUGCAGCGAUCGAGUGUGCUGUGUGAUGCUCGCCGUGGUGGUGAUCUGAGCCAUGAACCAGUUCGUCCCUGAUUGGAGCAGCAACAUGGGAGACGCCUUCGCGCCAUUGGGCGGAGAGGACGACGGGCUCAUCGAGCUGCUGUGGUGUAAUGGCCAAGUGGUCAUGCAGAGCCAGGCGCCGCGGAAGCCGCCGAGGCCCGAGAGGGCGGCGACCACGGCGACGGCUCUGGGGGUGCAGGACGACGAGGCGGCGGCGUGGUUCCAGUACCCUGUGGAGGACCCGCUCGAGAGGGACCUGUUCUCGGAGCUCUUCGGCGAGACGCCGGCCAACGCCGGCAGGGCGUGCAAGGUCAGCAAGGAGGAGGAGUGCGGGGGUGUGGCCGCGGUGACCGCGCCCCAGAGCACGCUGAUGCCGCCGCCGAUGCCCGGGCACGCGCCGCGGGAGAAGGCGACCUUGGGAGACGGCUGCGUCUCGGACGGUGCCGUGGCAAAUAUGUCCGUCGGCGAGUGUACGGCGGCGACGGAGGCCGGCGAGUCGUCCAUGCUGACGAUCGGGUCGAGCUUCUGCGGGAGCAACCAUGUGCAGACGCCCCGCGCCGCGCGCGCCCGCGCACAGGGCGACGGUGCACCGCCGCCGGGGAGCGGGAAAACCGAUGCCAGGUCCCGCGACGCGGCGACGGUGACCUCGUCAUCGAUGCAGCCGAGGUCAUGCGCCGCCAAAACCGGGCUUCCCGGAUCCGCCGCCCACCGGAGCGGCAAGCGGAAGCAGCGCGACGCCACAGAGACCGAGGUACACUCACUAUUGAUCGCGACAUCGUCGCAGCACAAUCACACGACUGGAUCGAUCAAUGACACAGCCGCAAUGCAGGAUGUGGAGUUCGAGUCCGCCGCCGUGACGUGCGAGCCGGCGCAGAAGCUGACGACGGCCAAGCGACGGCGCGCUGCCGAAGUCCACAACCUCUCGGAGCGGAGGAGAAGGGACAGAAUCAACGAGAAGAUGAAGGCCCUGCAGGAGCUCAUACCUCACUGCAACAAAACGGACAAGGCGUCGAUGCUGGACGAGGCGAUCGAGUACCUCAAGUCUCUGCAGCUCCAGCUGCAGAUGAUGUGGAUGGGCGGCGGCAUGGCGGCGGCGGGCCCGGUGAUGUUUCCGGCGGGGCUGCACCAGUGCAUGCAGCGGAUGGUGGGGCCUCCCAACGUGGCCUCCAUGCCCCGGAUGCCGUACAUGGCGCCGCCGGCCGUGCAGAUCCCCCCGGUCGGCCACAUGCCGGUGGCUGACCCCUACGCGCACUGCUUCGCCGUCGACCACCUGCAGCCGCCGUCCCCCAUGCAUUACCUGCAGGGGAUGAGCUUCUACCAGCAGCAGAACCCGGCGCUGCCGCCGCCCGUCGUGUCGGGCAGCAGCCUGCCGGCGGCGAUCGCAAGGACAUUUCCUUCUGACGGCACUCUGCACAAAAAAUACGAAAACUGUAGCAAGGCUGAGAUCAAGGGUACGACCAGCUGAUUGGCGAUCGAUAUGUUUGGGUAGUUGGUAAUAGUUCUGAUGCUGUCUGGUUGAGACUUGAUCGAGAUCGAUAUCUGAUUGAUCAUAGGGAAAUCUGAGAUUAGUUGAAUCCCUUUACUGAUCUUUUUUCCCCGUUUGACAGGCAAUGUAAUUUGAUCGGUGAUUGAGAUUCGUCGCAAGUCAUGAAAUUCUUUCUCACUAUGUAUUGAUUCUUUUUUUUUUCUUUCUCGAAACACCAUGAAUGUGUAGCAAUUGUUGAUGUACCAGUUCGGAUUGAUGUAAACUAAAUUGUAUUAUAAUACACUACCGAUAGGACAAUUCCCAAUUA
Molecule: messenger RNA, 2155 nt
Organism: Phragmites australis (common reed)
Lineage: Eukaryota; Viridiplantae; Streptophyta; Magnoliopsida; Poales; Poaceae
Product: transcription factor PHYTOCHROME INTERACTING FACTOR-LIKE 13-like
Exons: 7
Coding region: 376-1827 (483 amino acids)
Biological process (GO): regulation of DNA-templated transcription
Molecular function (GO): DNA-binding transcription factor activity; protein dimerization activity
Source: RefSeq, a predicted model, not a curated record